Portunus trituberculatus (swimming crab) is the source of this 1579-nucleotide messenger RNA. Its product is annotated as DNA repair protein RAD51 homolog 3-like. Gene Ontology annotation, molecular function: four-way junction DNA binding; ATP-dependent DNA damage sensor activity; crossover junction DNA endonuclease activity. The coding region runs from base 134 to 1228 and encodes 364 amino acids. The transcript has 9 exons. Lineage: Eukaryota; Metazoa; Arthropoda; Malacostraca; Decapoda; Portunidae. Gene Ontology annotation, cellular component: replication fork; Rad51B-Rad51C-Rad51D-XRCC2 complex; Rad51C-XRCC3 complex. The record is from RefSeq and is a predicted model, not a curated record. Gene Ontology annotation, biological process: reciprocal meiotic recombination; meiotic DNA recombinase assembly; DNA repair.
UGUGUGUGUGUGUGUGUGAGCCGCUGGCACGGUUGGUUUGGAUCAAGGAAUAUACAGUUUGGAUGUCAGUCUGACUCCGUCACUUCCGUCCAGUCACGUGUGCCUGUGUGCGGGAGUACUCAAAGGCGCAGUGAUGACGGAGGCUGCUGGGACGAGUGGCAGGCUGCUCAACGAGUGUGGCUUGCCAAGUUCACAAGUGAUAAAGCUGUUAAGUGCUGACUUCAGCACUACUGAUGAUGUCAAGGACAUGAAGCCUUCAGAGCUCAGCCAAGCCACAGGAUUGAGCUUAAAGGAGUGUGUUGAGGUGUUGUCAGCAGCUGCCAACAGCCAACACCCCUCCCCUGUUGACAUGCUGCAGCUCUAUCAGGAAGGGAGUGAGUUGCCUCAGAUAGUGACAUUCUGCAAGGCACUGGACACACUUCUAGGAGGCGGCAUUCCACUGCAGGCAAUUACUGAGGUGUCUGGAGUGCCUGGUGUGGGAAAAACACAAGUAUGUUUGCAGGCGUGUGUGUCUGUCCAGCUGCCCAGAAGUGUUGGUGGUGUUGGUGGAGAGGCAGUCUAUCUGGACACAGAAGGAAGCUUCACUGUUAAAAGACUCAAGGAUAUGGCCGCUUGUGCAGUCCAUCAUGUUGGCACAAUAGGUGGAGUAGCUGAAGAUAUUUCUUGCUUCACCAUAGAGUCUAUUAUGAAAGGAGUACAUUACUUCAGAUGUCAGAAUUGUGUUGAGGUGCUGGCAGUUAUCAAAAACAUACCCAAGCUUAUGCUGGCUCAUCCCAACAUUCGGCUUCUUGUGGUAGACUCUGUGUCAUUUCACUUUCGUCAUGACUUCCCAGAUGCAAGGGAUCGGGCAAAGCUGUUGCGCAGCAUCACCAAAGAACUCAUCCAGCCUGCUGUGACACACAAGAUGGCUGUUCUUGUGACCAAUCACAUGACAACUCAUGUGAAAGAGAAAGGAUCAGCCACGUUAGUACCUGCUCUUGGAGAAACUUGGGGCCACUGUCCUACGCUGCGUCUCAACCUAAGCUGGUGUGGACCCACUCGAGUGGCCACCCUCACCAAGGCUCCUCACUGCCAGAACUCCUCAGCCUACUUCCAGGUGUCGGUUGGUGGGCUGAGAGACAUCAGUGACAACACACAGCCCAGCACUGCAGGAAUCUUGCAGCAUGAUUCCCCGCACCAUGAACCAUUGACUAAGAAAAGGAGAAUUAUUGAAUCAAAUAAUAGGUAAUAUCUCACUGGAGGAAAAUUUUUGUAAUAUUUCCUCAAUGUGAAUCAAUAAUUGUUCCAAGGAAUUCUAGAUUUUCCUUUCUUUUUAUUACAAGAGUUUUUGUUUUAUAGUUUCAUAUUGUUUUAUUGUAGAAUAUCAGAAGUCAUAUAGGAUUUGCUUAAUCUCUCUCUCUCACACGCACACACACACACACACACACACCGCACACACACGUGCGAGUGUAGUGAUUAGCACACUCGACACACAAUCGAGAGGGCCGGGUUCAAGUCCUGGUGCGGUGAGGCAAAUGGGCAAGCCUCUUAAUGUGUGGCCCCUGUUCACCUAGCAGUAAAUAGGUACGGGAUGUAACUG